Molecule: messenger RNA, 1038 nt
Organism: Trichophyton verrucosum HKI 0517
Lineage: Eukaryota; Fungi; Ascomycota; Eurotiomycetes; Onygenales; Arthrodermataceae
Product: CCAAT-binding transcription factor subunit HAPB
Exons: 1
Coding region: 1-1038 (345 amino acids)
Biological process (GO): regulation of transcription by RNA polymerase II
Cellular component (GO): CCAAT-binding factor complex
Molecular function (GO): RNA polymerase II cis-regulatory region sequence-specific DNA binding; DNA-binding transcription factor activity, RNA polymerase II-specific
Source: RefSeq, a predicted model, not a curated record
AUGGAGUACGCUCAGUACCAGCAGCCUCAGCACCAGGCGUCGCCCAUAGUGCCGCCUCAGCCGCACCCUCACUACCAGGGACAGCCCCAGCAACCACCACCACCACCACCACCCCAGCAGCAGCAGCAGCAACAACAACAACAACCUCAGCAACAUCCUCCUCCACAGCAGCAACCCCAAUCUCAAGGUCAACCUCCCCAGCCGGGCCAGAUGAGUUUCCCCCAGAGCUACGCCCCUUAUGGCAUCUCUCCGACCCAGGCCGCCGCCAUGGCCACCGCUGCUGCCACGGGCCAGUUUUUCCCCUUGCACCAGGACUCGACGCGCCUCCCCAUCAAGAACGAGAGACCCAGACAGUCGCCUCAGCAGGCCCACGCACAACCAUCGGCCGCUGCUGCUGCUGCCGCCGCCGCUGCUCAGAGACGCAUGUCCCAACAGCUCUCCGGCAGUCCUCACUCCAUGCCUCGACAGCCACAGCAACCACCACCACCACAACCACAGCAACAACAACAACCGCCACAAUCGCAACAACCACAACCUCAAUCACAGACACAAGCUCCUCCUCCACCACCACAACAACAACCCCAACCGUCUCCCGAACUAGCUCCUCCUGGUCCCCCCGCAGAAGAAUCUCCCCUCUACGUCAACGCAAAACAGUUCCAUCGCAUCCUCAAGCGACGCGUGGCCCGCCAAAAACUCGAAGAACAGCUCCGUCUCACCUCCAAGGGCCGCAAGCCAUACCUGCAUGAAUCACGACACAACCACGCCAUGCGCAGACCAAGAGGUCCAGGAGGCCGCUUCUUGACCGCAGACGAAGUAGCCGCCAUGGAAAAAGCACAGGGCGGAUCAACUGGUACAAAUAACAACUCUGCCUCUACAAACGAGAACAAAGAAGUCACCGGCCAGAAGAGGAAGAGCAUAGCCGAGUCUUCGUCUCCGGGCUCCAAGAAGCCCAAAACAUCUCCCCUUAGAACAGGUGCCAACGCCAACGUCGCCGCUGCUCCUACUGAGACCAGUGACGCCGAGGACGAAGAUGGCUGA